Fonsecaea monophora is the source of this 393-nucleotide messenger RNA. RefSeq lists its product as hypothetical. NCBI's taxonomy places the organism in Eukaryota, Fungi, Ascomycota, Eurotiomycetes, Chaetothyriales, Herpotrichiellaceae. The coding region runs from base 1 to 393 and encodes 130 amino acids. The record is from RefSeq and is a predicted model, not a curated record. The transcript has a single exon.
AUGCCCAGUCCGAUCAGUAAUGUCAAGCUUGUGGAAAAAGCCGACACCACCAGUCCUGCGGCCAGUCCUAGUAUGGAACCCAAACUUAUUUGCUUGACAGCAGCGGGGUUGAUUGUCUUUCCAUCUUUUGUGAGGGGAACCUUGGGUCCGCGGGAAUUUGAGGAGGUGCUGCUAAACUCAGCGGUACCCGCGGGAGGUGGUGAAUGGGGUGAAGAGUCGAGCCUAAUGAUGGACGAAGAUUGGAUGAAAGGCAGGGAGGCCGUGAGUCCGAAUGCAACAAGAACAGGUCGCUUGAGAGCAGGCCGUGCCAGAGGAGCAGAUAUCGAUUUCAAGGCCGAAGGAAAGGAGAGGGAGGGUCGUAUUACGGUUCGCAGCAGCAUCGUGCUUGGUUGA